Fomitopsis serialis is the source of this 1360-nucleotide messenger RNA. RefSeq lists its product as uncharacterized. The record is from RefSeq and is a predicted model, not a curated record. NCBI's taxonomy places the organism in Eukaryota, Fungi, Basidiomycota, Agaricomycetes, Polyporales, Fomitopsidaceae. Bases 284 to 1195 code for a protein of 303 amino acids. The transcript is spliced from 3 exons.
CGUCAGAGUGCAUAGACUCGGAGAAGCCUCGAGGCUCUCCACCUGCGGUGGCCAAAGCCGCCAUGCGUACGGUGCGCUUUGGCCUCGGACCGUCAAGUCGUCGACUGUGGGACCUGUGUAAGCAACCGCACUUUGACCUGUCUUACCGGUUUCUGCGCCUCUGCACAAAAGAUAGAAUCCGUAUGUCAUAGCCUCUGGAAUGAUCUUGGUGGGUCCUACAAAAGGCGUGUAGGUCCACCCCAAUCCGCCCACCCACCUCCAACUUCAACGCUUAGAGUACGAGAUGUCCCCGGUGGCCCCCCUCGUUCGACAGAUAUUACCUCGCAAAGGCGGUGGCGGAGGGCAUGGUGGAGGAGAUGGUGGCGGCGGGGAUGGCGGCCACGGAGGCGACGCUGGUGAUAGUGGAAGCGAAGGGGAGAGCAGCGCGGAGGACGUGCCCGUCUCCGGCGCGACGGACGGCGAGUCUGACGCGGAGGCGUAUGGCUCGGGCGGGGGCAGCUCUUCGGUGAUACCUUCGGGCCAGCCGUUCGCGGGGCGAGCGAGCGGUGGCGGGACGCGUGGGGAGGUGUACGGAACAUAUGAAUAUGGCAGUGGUUAUCCGGGUUUGCCUGCCGGCACUGUUUCCGGCAGAGGAUUCCCCUUCGUGUACUGGCCAGUCAUAUGGCACAGUCCGGGAUACGGGGCGCCAUAUCUCUACGAUCCAGAGUACGGUACACCGUGGAACACGAGCCGACCCGGCGGCCCGCUCGCGGAGGCGACCUUCGCGUCCAAAUCGGCCAACAGCACGUUCUACGUGAUCUCCGACAAGAGCACCGUCGCCUCGCUCAUCACCUCCGUCUCGAAGAACUGCACGCUCGGCGGCGGGUCCUCGGCCGCGCCUUCGGCGUUCAACGCCACCGCGUCCGAGCCGCAGCCCGAGCAGGCGGUGCAGUACUACCGCGCGAGCAGCGUCGUCUUGCUCCUGGACGGGUACAACAACACCAACGCGCUCGCGGAGGGUGGGGGCGAUGCGAGCGCUACCGCGGUGGCGCUGCCCGACUGGGUGGACCACAGUCUGCUGGCAUGCCUGCACGACACGAUCGGCGGGGCCGUCCCUCUUUUCUCUGGUGGCGCACCCGCGAGGGCGCAUGCGCCCAACUUCGCGGUGCUGAUUGUCAUGUGGUGGUUCUUGUGGAGGCUUUGCGACGAGGCUUAACAAGCCGUGUGGUUGUCCUUUCUUGUCGAUGUUGAUGAUAUUGUCUUCUCGUGUGAUGGUCUACGGUAUGGUCUGUAUAAGCAGCACGAUAAUCACCGGUGUAAUGUGUAUCCCACCGUUGGACCGCUCUAUGAUAGCUCAUAACAACUCACAGAUUCGACGCAU